Messenger RNA from Zalophus californianus (California sea lion), 5243 nucleotides. RefSeq names its product Yip1 domain family member 6 (gene YIPF6). Gene Ontology annotation, biological process: endoplasmic reticulum to Golgi vesicle-mediated transport. The transcript has 7 exons. The coding region runs from base 18 to 812 and encodes 264 amino acids. Gene Ontology annotation, cellular component: membrane; trans-Golgi network. Lineage: Eukaryota; Metazoa; Chordata; Mammalia; Carnivora; Otariidae. The record is from RefSeq and is a predicted model, not a curated record.
GACGCGACCGCCGCGCGAUGACGCGCGCUGAGCAGCCGCGGCCUCCACGUCUCAGGUUCCGCAAAGGCCUGUGGGAGCGACCGGGGAGAAGGAGGGCCAAGAUGGCGAAAGCGGCCGAGUCUUCAGGAGACCCGGGGACAACAUCGCCCAGGCCCCUGUUUGCAGGCCUUUCCGAUAUAUCGAUCUCACAAGACAUCCCCGUGGAAGGAGAAAUCACCAUUCCUAUGAGAUCUCACAUUCGGGAAUUUGACAGCUCCACAUUAAAUGAAUCUGUUCAGAAUACCAUUAUGCGUGAUCUAAAAGCUGUUGGGAAAAAAUUCAUGCAUGUUUUGUACCCAAGGAAAAGUAAUACUCUUUUGAGAGAUUGGGAUCUAUGGGGCCCUUUGAUCCUUUGUGUGACACUUGCAUUAAUGCUUCAAAGAAGCUCUAUAGAUAGUGAAAAGGAUGGAGGGCCCCAGUUUGCAGAAGUGUUUGUCAUUGUCUGGUUUGGUGCAGUUACUAUCACCCUCAACUCAAAACUUCUUGGAGGAAACAUAUCUUUUUUUCAGAGCCUCUGUGUGCUGGGUUACUGUAUACUUCCCUUGACAGUGGCAAUGCUGGUUUGCCGGUUGGUGCUUUUGGCUGAGCCAGGACCUAUAAACUUCAUGGUCCGGCUCUUUGUGGUGAUCGUCAUGUUUGCCUGGUCUAUAGUAGCCUCUACAGCUUUUCUGGCCGAUAGCCAGCCUCCAAACCGCAAAGCCCUGGCCAUUUAUCCCGUUUUCUUGUUCUAUUUUGUCAUCAGUUGGAUGAUUCUCACAUUCACUCCUCAGUAAAUCAGGAAAUGGAAACUAAAAACCAGUGAAUUGAAAGCUCAUCUGAAAGAUGCAAUUCACCAUGGAGCUUUGCCUCUGGCCCUCUUUUGUCUAAUUUUGGAGGUAUUUGGUAUGUGAGGAGAUUUAAAAGGGAGCCAUAAAGCACCAUCACUGCUUAUGUAAGGAACCGAUGUUUGAAAGGCUGUCCUUUGCCUCUUGAUGUUAUUUCUUCAAAAUACGUAGUAUGUGCAGUAUAGUGCUGCCUCAAGGCAUGAUAGGAUCACUGUGGUCCAUUUGAGUGACAACCAACGAUUUGGGAAGCACAUGGAUACAUCCUGCAAGUUGAGUGGAAUUAGCAACUAUAUUUUCAGUUUUGAGAAUACCAGUUCAGGUGCAGCUCUUAAACACAUUGCCUUAUGACUAUUAGAAUAUGCCUCUCUUUUCAUAAAUAGGAAUGGGUAGUCUAUCCAUGUUGUUUUAUUUCUUUCUUAGGCUUAAAAAGGCAAUGACAGACGUUGGGAACGGGGUUCAUAAUUGGGGAGGAGAAAACAUGCAUUAACCAGUAUUCAGAUUUUGACUGGAGAAAAUUCUGCACUCGUUGCUUUUUAAAAAAGCAAAGGACAUCUAAAGAAUCAGCUUCUUUAGUCGUUCUGUAUAGUCCCUUUUCCGCCAUGCUUAUUAACAGCACCUCAUUGACACUCUAGUUUUUAAUCUUACUCCCUAGCUCUGAAUAUGUAAGCUGUUAGCAGUCAAUAUGUAAUUUUCCUUUCAUUAAAGCUCUCAGUGGACCAGUGCUUGAACUUAUCUGGGUGGAAGACUUCCGAAAUUUAGAUUGGUUGGUCCUUAAUGCAUAUUAUCAUUUGGGCACUUGUUUCUUCUUCAGGGUAGAAUGAGGCAGUUUGGAUACAGCAUAGCUCUAAGGAAUUCUUCAUUAUUCUGUGUAGUCUGGCUUCUAACUAGAGAGUAAAGCUAAAUCAGAAGCCUGCAUUUAACCGUAUGCACAUGGAGGGAUUUAGUGUUCUGAUGGCUGGUUCACAGAACAACUAGAUGCUUAGAGCAUGACGUUGGAUGACGUGGGUUUACAGCUGCCACCUCUUCAUAGUGGGCUUAGCAGUUUUUUCAUUAGAUGUGCUUUUUGGGUCGGGGAAUAGCAAUUUGUUUUCUUGGUUUUAGACUUUAUUUGUAAAGCUACUUAGCUCUUCUUUAGACAAGUACUUUUUUUGCACAUGUGCACCUACUUGUAUUCUCAGCUAUUUAUACACACAAGUGUGAAGGCUUUUCAGGGAGCAGAGUGUCUGGAAAGGCUGAUUCUAAGCUAAACAGCGCUCCUUUAAGGUAAUAUGAGCUACUGCCUUCUAUAAAUUGCACAUUGAAGAACUCUUAAUAGACAAAAGAUUAGGAGUCAGGCAGAAAACAUUCAUUGUAUAUACAGUUACUUACAAAGAUAGGAAUUUAUUCCACGGUUUUUCUUUAUCAUGGAAUCUAAAUAUUUAUUCAUUUUGUAUCUAAAGACUACACAUAGAUAUAUAAUUUUAAAAACGUAUUUUCUCCAUUCCCAGAUUAACCAAGAACACUACUAGGACAAAUGAGUUCUUGGAGUGAUAUUAAAUUAGUGAGCAUUACAGAGUUGGUCCCUUCUGUCCCAGCCUUGUCCAGAGGUUUUGGUUAUAUAUUUAUAUUCAUUUCAGUUUCCCUUCUAAUUAAAAUAAACCUGGUGAGCACAAAGCCAAUUUUUCAAUCUUGAAUUGGUAAAGACAAUAUUUUGAAACUGGUUUUGAUUUUGAAAUUGGUCCUUAAGUUAUCAUCUAUUUCCAUUGUCUGAAAUUUCCUAACCUUUACUAAAAACAUCUCUCUUAGAAAGUUAUUUCAUAAUCCGUCCCAAUGGUUAUAAUGUAAAAAUUAAAGAAAUGAUCAUGUUUCUCAAAAGGGAAUUGCCUAGGGGUGAAUUGUACUCAGGCUAAAUAUUUUGGUCAGAAAUUUUUAAGGCUACAACAGGGGUGGGGGUUGUGUGGGUAGAGGGCGGGGAGAGGGGGUUAUCACAUUGGGUAUUAAGGCAGCUUGUUCUGUGUGUUAAUCUGUUGCUCUCGGGUGACUUAAGGAAUGGUUUCAUUUGAUUUAAAUGAAGAUGGGUAAAAUGGAGAUUAUCUUUCUGGAAAUGAAUGGUCAGUUUUAUGGUAUAAAUGAUUAUUUUCUUAAUAUAUGCAAAAAAAAAAGUGCAUUGCUCUCUGUGGCAGAAGACCUGAUGAUCUGGAAGUUGUAACCCUCAACGCAGCUUUCCCUGGUUUGCUGCAAAGGCAUAUGGCUAAUUUUAGAAACAAAGACUAGAAGAGAAGGGGAUUUUAACGGGGAUUUUAACAAAGGAAACCCUGUUCCAGGAAUUGGGAAGUUUCAUGCUUUAGAUGAAACUCAAGUGUGUGAGCAUCAUUACCAAAUGUGGUACAUCACUGUCAUGGCUUGUCAUUUGCUGCUCCUACUUCUGAGAUUGAGCCUCCGUUGUCACAUUCUUUAGCAAUAGGAAAGGUGAAGACUGGAUGUAAUUGCUGUUCAGAUUAUAAAAACUCAACUGAUGCAAACAUGUUUGAAUGUGCAGUGUAGUCUUAAAUGUCAACCAUUAACUGUCAAGUCUUUUGCCUCUUAGGAGUCUUAUUACAUGAGUUGAAUAGGAUCUUUUUAUUGUGAUGGGUUUUUUCCUGUUGUUGGGCAAGGUGGGCUUGUCAUAGGGCAUAGGACCAGUCUGCAUUUUAUUGUUUACUAUAUUUGUCUUUUUAUGAAGUAUCCGCUAGAUGUGAUUAGAAGGCUAGCAAGCCUGUAUUUGAAGAUUUAAUUGUAUACUUCUUAUAAUCUAACUACUUACUGUACCUGGACUUCCUGUUUAUUCCUGAAGAUGAAAAUGAAAAUCUUCGGUCAUUGCAGUGACAUCAAGUCAUUGAAAUUUAUUUAAAUGCUAUAAUGAUACGAUCAGACAUCCAUUGCAUGAGCUGUUUUAUUCCAGAGUAAAAUACUGAAAUUGUUAUUCUUAAUUAGACUGUUAACUUCUGAGACAAUUUGGACAGAAAUAAAUGUGUGAAUGUUAAUUCAUGUAUGUAAAUUAGAAAUACUUUUCUAGAUUCUGUGGGCUUUUAUUGAAAAUAAAGAAUUUCUAGGAAUUUACUCAGGCCAUAGGAUGGCCAAGUAAUAAUAAUGACAAUAAUAUUACUACUAAUAAUGGCUUAACAUUUAUUGGGCACUUACAUUGUGCCAGGCAAUAUUCUAUUUUUUUAAGAAUUUUUAUAACAGCUUUAUUGAGAUAUACUUUUACCAUAAAAUUCACCCUUUUAAAGUGAUGUACAAUUAAGUAAUUUUUCAGUAUAUUCACAUAAUUGUGUAAUUAUCACCACUAGUUCAUUUUAAAACAUUUUCAUCACAUCACAAUAAAAUCCCAUAUCCAGUAGCAUCACUUCCUUUUCCCCUUCUCCCCAGCCUCUGGCAACCACCAAUCUGCUUUCUGUCUCUGUUGGUUUGGCCAGGCACUAUUCUUAAGUGCUUUUUAUGUAUCUCCUCUACUCCUUAACAUAAAGUGCUAUAAUUCUCAUUUUACAAGUAGAAAAUUGAGUCAUAGAAGGGUUAAGUAAAUUGCCCAAGGUCACACAGUAAAUUGAUUUAAAAUAGGAAAACACUGUAGAUGGGAGCAUAGUAAGACAGUUUUGAAUUGCAUUGUUAUAUACAUGAAAUGAAUGUACCCCUUUCCCAGGGUAUGCUCCUUGUCAUUAGCCAUUACACCCUACAACUGACUGGAGAUACAUAACUCUCAUCCUUUUUUUUUCCCCCUGAAUAAUAGAACACUAUAUUAGCAUCUGCAGAAAACACAAGAGCAGCUGUACAUCGGAAAGAGUUAGGUUUGCUGCCCUCCCCAAACUUGAGCCCCUUUUCUCUCCUUUCCCCCCACCCAACACACAUACACACACUCUCUCUCUUUCUCUCUCCUCUCCUUUUUCCCAAAGUCUUAAGAGUCAAGUGACUUCUGCCUCUUUUCAUUUUUAUUCUCCCAGAGGGAUGGUUAAUGCAUCAAAAUUUAACCUGUUUAUUCAGGUGUUUAUAGUCAGGGGAUGCAUCUAGUCAUUUAUAAUACCAAUUAUAUUUCUAAGACCUCAGAGAGCAGUAGCGUGAGAGUAAAAUCCUUUUUUAUUUGGGUUAAACUAGGUGGGAGAAAUAACAGAGUAAAGGCUUUGCCUUAAGGCAAUGAAGUCAGUGGUUCCGCCUGGUAGGAAGUGGCCACACGCUGCUGUUGUCCGCUCUGUUCUGUUUAUUUCAGAGCCUUUGUACUCUAUGCUAUCACUGCUGGUAAUUUCUUGGUUCUCUUCAAUACUCCAUUUUAAUCCUGAUCUUUCCUGUAAAUAAUGAACCUGUGGAAAGAAUAAAUCUGUAAAAUGAUUUGUGAAUGUUAAAUGUGCAAAUAAAAACACUGGAAAAGGA